AUGGAAGAUCUGCCACCAAUCUCUGUCAUUGAAAAUGAUACUUUUUGUGUUGAAAUGAUGAAACGGCUCAACAUACAACGAAAACAAGGUCACCUAUGCGAUUUAACUUUGGUGACAAAAGAUGACGAAGAACUGAAGGCUCAUAGCAAUGUUCUAUCCGCUGCAAGCCCGUUCUUUAACAAGCUUCUUCUCAGCGACAUGAAGGAGAAGCGCGAAGGAAUUGUUCGGUUUGAGGAGAUUUCAGGAUCUGUUAUGGAAGAUGUUUUGGAAUUUGUCUACUCUGGAACUGUGGGAGUAACUCAGGAGAAUGCCGAGGAAUUAAUCGCCGCAGGGAAUUAUCUGAUCAUACCAAGCUUGAAAACUGUUUCAGGGCGAUUUCUAGAAGGAGAAAUGUCUGAUAAAAAUUGCAUCUCGACCUUUUAUUUCGCUGAGAAAUAUCAAUGUAACGAGCUUCUAACCAAUAGCAGAGGAUUCAUCUACGAAAACUUUGCUUGUGUAGCAGAAAUGGAUGAAUUUUUGAGCUUGGAAGCUAAAGAGGUGGAGCGGUGGAUAUCAAGUGACGAGAUUGUUGUUAAAGCAGAGCUGGAUGUUUUUAAGAUCGUCCAAAAGUGGGUUGAACACAGCAAAAGGGAGCGAAAAGCAGCAUUUGAGGAAUUGUUUCGUCACGUUCGACUGGUUUACUUAUCGCGUGACUAUUUGUUGAGUGUCGUGACGAGUGAACUAGUGCGUGACAAUGGAGUAUGUCUGAAGCUGAUCUCAGAUGCCAUACAACUCACCACAUUUUCAAAUGAACACGAUCUACCCCAGUCCCCGAGAAAGGGUCUUGAAACACGUGCUAUUGUUGCUUGUGGAGGUAAAUAUACAUUUUGUUACAUUCCUGAGGAAGAUGAGUGGAAACGUUUACCUGAUGGGUCGUCAGAGAGGAAUGAGCAAACCCAGAUGAUAAGAUUCCACGAUCAGUUAUAUGUAUUUUCUCCCUCUCAUCCAACAGAGAGAUAUGACCCUGUUUACAACGGUUGGUCUACGUUGGAUUUUCUAUCAACUCCUGCUACAGUAGUUGUCAUGAAAGGAGAAAUCUAUGCUCUUGAUAUUAACACAUUAACGAAAAAAUCAACAAUCGAAAGAUACAAUGUUGAUAUGUGCUCCUGGCAAACAGUUCUUACAUCAAAUAAGGCGUGCAGAAAAGAAUCUUGUGUUGUUGCUGCUGGCCAUUAUCUGUAUUUUUUUGGUGGCAGGCCACCAAGGUCCUCAAAAUAUGUCACAACAGCAGAGAGAUUUGACACCAUGGUAAAUGAGUGGGAGGAAAUUGCUGACAUGCAGCAUGAAAGGGGGGUGCUUUUGGAGUGGCCACUGAAGAAAAGAUUUUUGUUGGAGGUGGGUCACAGGUCAGACUAUUGUUUGAAUUCAUGUGAGGUGUACAAUGUAUCAACAAAUGAGUGGCAGAUGAUUGGAAACUUGAAUGUAUGCCGCAAAUAUGGUACUAUGAUGUGUCUGAAGGGAAAAAUAUAUGUGCUAGGUGGCUUUACUAGUUCAUGGAGAAAUGAAUUGAAAGUUGAAUGCUAUGACCCCACCAAGGAUAACUGGAUUAUAAAGGCAACCAUACCCGUGAAGGAAAUCUGCAGAGACGAUACAGAUACAUUUAGUGGCUGUGUACUGAAGUUCUCCAAAGGAGUACUGGACAAACUUAAAAUUGUUGAACACUGAUCAAAAUGUAUAUGGUUGUCCUAGAUAAACAGAUUGAUGAAGAGUACUGCCUGAAAUAGAGGUUCCUCCAAACCCCAGAUCAGAUCUAAAUAUUCAAAAAGGGUGUUUAAAAACAAGUGCAAAUCAACAAACAUUUUCCCCUUUACUCUGAAAAAUUACUCCUUAUGCAUGUAAGAAAGUAGCCAUAUAUUUAAAGGAACACAUUAAACAUUUUUCUUAGGAACAGAACAGAGAAAAGUUAGCUUAGAGGGCUUGAGCCCUGUCUGGUUAUAGUUUCACAGUUAGAUUAUACUCUGUCAACUGAGCUACAUAAAAUUUGUUGGUGACUCAGUUCACUUACUAAGGUCAUAUGUGACAAAAUGUCCUGUUUGUUGCUUGUAUCAGGUAAUGUGUACAAUGAAAGCAAAGGUAGAUGAAGCAAAAGCUAAUGCAACCUUUCAGAUAUGAGUGAAUAUAUCUUUUGCAUUGAAAUAUUACACCAUAGUUAACCAAUCUCAGCAUAUUUGAGCCCAAUUGUUAUAACAAUUUUGCCUACUUCAGAAAUUUUUCUUGGGGUGGGGAGGAAGGGGGAUGAAUCAACCAAGAACUCUUUAGGGAACUGGACCAUUUACUGGGUUCAUGAGUGGCACAUAUCCUGUAUAAUGAUAGAAUCACAAGAGUGUAAAGUUUAUUUUUAUCUUGUUCAUGUUAGCAUUUAAGAAGCUUUUAAUUAUAAAAGGUCUGUUAAACCCUUUAACUCCCAUGAGUGACCAAGACAGAAUUUCUCCUUACAAUAUCAAUGAAAUAUCAACCAAGUAAGAGACAAGAAUAAAGAAAAAGAUCAAUUUGGGGAUAAUUACUUGAUCCACUUCGAAAUUCUCUGAACUAACAUUAUAAGAACUGUAUGGUUGACAGUAAGGAGAAUUGCAAAUUUGAUCUGGGACUUAAAGGGUUAAGCAAAAACCACAUCUGAUGAGAUUCUCAUCUUGGAUUAAAUACACUGCUUUUUUUUAAUCAAGCAAAACCUAAAAUUUGUAUAAAGAAAACUCCUGACAAUUAGGCUUGAGUGAAAUCUGUGUCAGAACAACUCUCUAGUAAUUAAUAAUUGCUAGAUUAACAAUCAACAUUUUUUAAACUACAAGUUACCAGUUUUAGUGUUCAAAUUUCUCUUUCAACUUGAAUUCUAGAAGUUUUCAGAUGUUUGGAGAUUAGUGAUGCCAAUGCAAAAGUUUCCAAGUAACUGACCACUUAAGAAAACAAACAAACAAAAAAAUAAUAAAAUCAAAUCAAAUAAAUAGUUUUAGGACAGAAAAAUAUGCAUAAAUUUAUCAAGGAUGUUGUAUCGCCAGAGAAGGAAACAGGCUGAGUAUUGCUUUCUUGGCAUUGCAUACCAUUCUACAGAGUCAAAGGGUUGGCUUAAAAAAAAUUACUCUUAAUGCAUGUAAGAAAAAUGUAUUUAAUUUAACAAGGACAUUAAACUUUUGUCCCAAGAACAGAACAGAGAAAAGUCAAUUGUGAGGGCUUGACUCCAAGUGGUAUUUUUCUUAGUUUCAUUGUACUCCAAUGACUGAGCUACAUGAAAGUUGUUGGUGACCCAGGUCACUUACUCAAUUCUUACAUAAUAAAGAAAUAUGUCCUGUUUUCUGCUUGGAUAAGAUAAUAUGUACAUUGAAAGCUCUCUCCACAAGCACUCCCCUAAAAAAUGUGUUAUAUAAAACAGAAGCUUUUACAGGGUUUCAAUUUUACAAUUGCAUAGAUAUUUUAUACUGAAAUACUUUAGGUCCAAAUAAACAGCUUCCCCAUGUUAUAACCAAUCCCUUAGCAUGUAUGGGCCUUUGGGAGUGGUCAUUACUUAUUACCUGGGGGGGGGGGUUGAAGGAUUUUGGUUGUGUCAUGAGAAAAUCUAACUGAACCUCCAUAAGGCUCUGUUAAAUAUUCUUGAUCCCCCCUCAAUGGCAGUCAAUUUUCUAGAGUCCCCAUGGGUAUACACUACUGACGAAAAUUCAUCCCCCCUCUAUACUCUUUGAGAACCAUGUGAUCCCCUAGAUCGCUGAGCUACAUACAUGUUGUUGAUGACCCAGGCCACUUAAUUUCGUAUCACCAAAGAAAUGUCCUGGGUAAGGCUUGGAUUAAAUAAUAGGUACAGAAGAAGCUCAUCCCACAAACGCUCCCCUCUGACACACUGCUCUAUACAUACUCAUGUUUAUUACCAAAUUAGUUUGCCUAAUACCCAUACCUAAACCCUGUAUUAAAUCCAUUCACUCUUAAGAGCGACCAAGAAGUAAUUUCUCUUUACAUAAUUAAUAAAUUAACAAUUCGGGAAGGUCUGGAAAGGAGCUAUUGGGCUUACUUCCGCAUUCGAAGUUUCGCUCUGUUGUCAAAUCUUCAUAAUUAAAGCCGUUCUUUUGAGUAUGGAAGAUCUGCUUCCUAUCACUGAAACUGAACAAGCUUCAUUCUGUGUUGAACUUACGAAGCGGCUCAACAUGCAGAGGAAACAAGGGCAUUUAUGCGACUUAACUUUGGUGACGAAAGAAGGUAAAGAGUUGAUGGCUCACAGUAACGUGCUUUCUGCCGUAAGUCUGUUCUUUCACAAGCUUCUUCAGAGCGAUAUGAAGGAAAGCCAUGAAAGAAUUGUUCGGCUUGAGGAGAUUUCAGGAUCCGUUAUGGAGGAUGUUUUGGAUUUUAUCUACACAGGAACUGUAGAGGUGACAGAGGAAAAUGCCGAGGAACUCGUCGCUGCAGCAAAUUAUCUACUAAUAUCAAGCUUGAAAGCUAUUUCCGGUCGAUUUCUAGGGCAGUUGAUGAACCACUCAAACUGUAUUUCAACCUUUUACCUGGCUGAAAAAUAUCAUUGCGACGAACUUUUCACCGAAAGCAAGAAUUUCAUCCAAGAAAAUUUCGCUUCUGUGGCUUUCAUGGAUGAAUUUCUAAGUUUGGAAUCGAAUGAAGUCGAAAGGUGGCUUUCAAGCGAUGAGAUCACGGUGAAAGUGGAAGCUGAUGUGUUUGAAAUCAUUGUAAAGUGGAUUAAACGCAACAGAAGUGAGCGGAUUGCAGAUUUGGAGAAAUUGUUUCGUGUCGUUCGGCUGCAUUUCCUAUCGCGUGACUACUUAAUUGAUGUCGUGACAAACGAACUUGUACAAGAAAGGCCUGUUUGUUUAAAGAUGGGUUUGGAUGCAUUGAAGAAGACAACUUUCUCGAUCGAAGGUGACCAACAACAAUCACCGAGAAAAGGGGUCGAAACAAGUGCCAUUGUAGCCUGUGGAGGAAAAUAUACUUUUUGUUACUUUCCUGAGAAGGACCAGUGGAAACGUUUAGCCGACAGCUCGUCGAACAAAUACGGAGAUUUUAAGGUGAUAAGAUCUCGCGGGCAAAUGUAUACAUUUCCGAGUUAUUAUGACGAUCCAGAGAGUUUUAAUCCAGUUUUAAACAGCUGGUCCACAUCAGACUUGUUUGCAAUUUAUGUUCCGGUGGUUGCCAUUAGAGGAGAAAUCUACGCAGUCGAGGUUCAGACCUCUCUAGAAAAAACCAUAGUGAAAAAAUACAAUGUGGAAUCGUGUAUUUGGGAGACACUUCUCUCGUGUCUUGAAGGCUGUAGAAAGGAAGCUUGUCUUGUUGCAACCGGCAGCCAUCUCUAUGUGCUUGGUGGAAGUCCUCCCUUAUCGUCACAAAACGUCGCGAAAGCUGAGAGAUUUGACACUGUGGAAAACAAAUGGGAGAAAAUCGCUGACAUGCGAGAAGAAAGAGGCAAUGCUUUUGGAGUGGCCAUACAUGAGAAAAUCUUUGUCGCUGGUGGAUCGCACAGAGAGAAAAAGUCAGUGUUGCAAACUUGUGAGGUAUAUGAUAUCUCAACAAAUGAAUGGUCUCUUACCGGCAGCUUGAUUAUUUCUCGUAAGGGCGGAAGUAUGGUUUGUCUAAACGAAAAAUUGUUCGUGUUGGGUGGAAAGAAUGACCGUGAUGAGGCUGAACGGAUGAUUGAAUUCUUUGAUCCUGAGGAGUGCAAAUGGACCCGGAAGACAACCAUACCAGUCGAAAAGAUUUCUAGAGGGAAUAAAGACACAUUUACAGGCUGCGUACUGAAGCUUCCUAAGGGAGUACUAGACAAAAUUCAAGUUAUUGGGUAG
Pocillopora meandrina is the source of this 5804-nucleotide messenger RNA. NCBI's taxonomy places the organism in Eukaryota, Metazoa, Cnidaria, Anthozoa, Scleractinia, Pocilloporidae. The record is from the annotation of a GenBank genome assembly.